This is a messenger RNA of Juglans regia (Persian walnut), 2232 nucleotides long. RefSeq lists its product as uncharacterized. Lineage: Eukaryota; Viridiplantae; Streptophyta; Magnoliopsida; Fagales; Juglandaceae. The transcript has 3 exons. The record is from RefSeq and is a predicted model, not a curated record. Bases 1 to 2232 code for a protein of 743 amino acids.
AUGGACAUGGAGGGUCAUCUAGAAGCCGGGCAAAGCUGGACCGAGCUCUAUAUAAUGCGGCUCUUUUGGAGAUUUUUCCAGAUACUUGCUAUGAGUAUGGAAAAAGAGUCUUCGGGUCAUAAUCCUGUGAUCAUUCGGUUUCAAAGGGAGGUUUGUAGAUAUGGACCUACACCUUUUAGAUUCCAGAAUAUGUGGUGUACGCAUCCUGAUUUUCGGAAGUGUGUGGUGGAAGCUUGGAGGGAUGAUGUUCAGGGAUCGGGUUUAGUUCGUUUAGCGGCCAAGCUCAAACGAACUAAGUUGGCCAUUCGAUACUGGAAUCGGCAGGUCUUUGGGCGUGUUGAUCACAUGAUUAAGCAACUGCAAGAGCGUAAGGAAGGAUUGGAGGUCCAACUUCAGGGAGGGUAUUCAUCAGAAAUAGAGGAAGAUUUUUUUCUAACGAAAUUAGAGUUGGAAGCCUGGGAAAAGAGAGAGGAAAUUCGUAUAGCUCAGCAAGCUAAGAAGAAAUGGUUAGUGGAAGGGGAUAAUAAUACUAAAUUGUUUCAUGCUUUUGUGAAUCAAAGGAGGAAAAGGUCCUUUAUUUCAUCAUUGUCACUGUCGGAUGGGGAAGUUCUUGAGUCUCCCGAAACUGUUCAUGAGGGUGAUGUGCGUUACUUUCAUGCCUUUUUAACUGGUGUAGGGCCUAAUGAAAGAGCAAAUAUAGGUGCUAUUAUUUUUCCUGUCAUUUCUGAGGAAGAAAUUUUGGUUUUAUGUAGUGCGCCCACGGAGGUGGAGGAAGUUCUUUCUCGUCUUAUUAAGAAGGAUUUUGAGGAGGGAAAGAUAGGGGCUUUCCAUCAUCCCCGUGGGGUGCCAUUGGUGUCGCAUCUUCUCUAUGCAGAUGACAUUUUAAUUUUUGCAAAUGGGAAAAAGAGGUCUAUUCGAAGGCUUAUCAAAACUCUAAAGAGGUAUGAGGACUGGUCGGGGCAGUUAAUUAGCAAGGAGAAGUCUAAUCUUUUUUUGUCUCGGCGUAUUGCUUAUACUAGAAGGCGCAAUUUAUUACAGAUGAUAGGUUUUGUUGAAGGAGUUUUCCCUGCCACUUAUCUUGGUGUUCCUCUGGUUUCGGGACGGUUAACUGCUCGAACAUUAGAACCGCUAAAUGGUAAAGGGAAAAGGAAAGGGUGUUCCUGGUCUAAUUGUUGUAAGCCUAUUUAUGAGGGAGGAUUGGGAAUUAGAGAUCUUGUUGAAGUGGAAAAAUCUCUGCAUAUGAAGUUUGUGUGGCGCAUGUUGACAGUUGAUAACUUGUGGACUAUAUUCUUUAAGGCCAGGUAUUUGAAAAAUGGCCAACAUUUACGGGAGGUCAAUCCAAAUAAGGGCUCUCGGUUUUGGAGGUCUAUUAUGCGUUUUGUGCCUGAAGUGCUAGAUUAUGUUCGAUGUAAGAUUAAGGAAGGAAAAUCCUCUUUCUGGUUUGAUCGUUGGAUAGCAUCGAGUCUACUAUGUGCACAGGUUCAGAGUGUGCCAAAUAAUAAGCUGCAGGUUCGGAAGUGUUGGGAUAGAGAUGGGUGGAAUGUUAACAUGUUACUGGAGUUGUUGGUAGAAGAAAAGGCUAAUGUAGUGAUGAGCUCAGGUUUAUCUUGUAAGGAAGGGAUUGAUAUUCCCAUCUGGGAGCCGUCGAUAGAUGGUAAGUUUAAUACGGCAAGUGCUUGGGAGGUUGUUCGCGAUCAUAGAGAGGAGAAUCUGAUGUUAAAAUGGUUUUGGAAUCCUCUGCUCCCGAAGCGUGUUUCUAUUUGUAUGUGGAAAGCUUGGUUUGCUUGUCAUCCGGUUGAUAUGUGCAUACAAUCAGUGGGAAUUCAGUUAGCGUCAAGGUGUAAUUGCUGUCAGAAUGGAAAAGUUAAGUCUUUAGACCAUGUUCUUUGCUCGGGAUCAAUUGCUCAGGAGGUUUGGAAAAAAGCAGGGGUGGCUUUGGGAAUUAACUGUAUGCCUACAUCUACAUGGAAAGCCCGAAUUAUUUUAUGGCUGAAUUGUGCACGUCGUGCAUCACAAUAUGGGAUGUUGGUUGGUCUGCUUCUGAGCCUGAUCACUUGGAAGUUAUGGGGGUGUAGAUGUAAGGCUUGUAUGGAGUCUAUUUAUGAAUCGCUGAGUGCAGUUUGGAGGGAAGUGAAAUACUGGUUGCGGGCAAUCUCAGAGAAUAUGAAUGGAGGGGCUCCUCCAUCCCGAACGGAUAUUCAAGUUCUUCGUGCUUUGGAUAUUCCGACUUGA